AUGUUAUGUAUAAUGUUAGUAACAGUUCUAUCCAUAAUGUCGACAAGAACAUUAGCAACAAAAACCUGUAAAUGGUCUGGAAUAUCAUUCAACAUCGCUAAAAGGGUGGAUGACAAUUUAUUAGUUGCUCCUUGUAAUUCGAGAAACAUCACACAGAACACGGUUGAGUUCAAAGUUGGUAUAAUAAGCAAAUUUGAAAUUGAAGGAAUUAAUGCGGAAAUAGAAAUAUUGGCUGACAAACAAAAACCCAUCAAUCCAGUAUCUCAUCAACAAAACAUGGAAACUAUCUGGCAAGAAAUCAGUCAAGAAGGAGAAGAGCUAGCAGAACAGCUGGAUGAUGAGAUUGGCAAAGCUACGUUACUGAUACAAAACGAACUUUCAGAAUUUGCCGUACAUUGGCGCAUGAAUAUUGGUGGAACUAGUAUGGUGGAACUCAUUCUGUUGAUAAUUAUUGUUAUAUUAAAUUGUCAAUCGAUUUUAUUUCUUUUAUAUCCAAAAUGUAGUAGAAAUUCAAAUCAAGAAACCGUUGCUAUCCCUAUGAAUUUAUUAGGGGAAGACCUACACAACAAAAAGGAAUUUAAAACUACCAUUAAGAAUGUUUUAAGUUAUCAACCCAAAUUCCUUCCUCUUGCUAGUUUUCUCCCCUCUCGGGAAUGUCGAGAAUUUUCUCGAAACUAUGAAUCAUUGCUUAUAAAAAUAAAAAGGUCACAACAAAUAAGGUCACAACAAUGUCGAGAAUGUCGAGAAUUUUCUCGAAACUAUGAAUCAUUGCUUAUAAAAAUCAAAAGGUCACUUUUUUUCCUUUGA
Dracunculus medinensis (Guinea worm) is the source of this 807-nucleotide messenger RNA. NCBI's taxonomy places the organism in Eukaryota, Metazoa, Nematoda, Chromadorea, Rhabditida, Dracunculidae. The record is from the annotation of a GenBank genome assembly.